GAGGCGUGCAUGGCGUGUGUGGCGCUGUGGCGGCAUGCGUGGUGGCAGGGCGUCGGCAUGCGUGGCAUGCGUUGUGCUUGCGGGUGUAAUGUGCGUCACGGCACUGGCGUGUAUGGUGUGCAUGGUGUCGCGGCGCCAGCGUGCGUGGCGUGCGUCGUGGUGCUUGCGUGCGUGGCAUGCGUUGCCGUGCCGGUGUGCCAGGGUCUUGCAGUGCACUCAGCGGUCAGCAGGGGGCAUGCCGCCACUACACCGCGAGUAAGAGGGUCAAGCAGCACAGGCACCACACCGGGAGCAAGAGGACGCUGCAUUGCUCUGGUUGCCAGUAGGGGUCGUGUUGCCACUACACUGUGAGCAAGAGCGCCCUGCAGUGCCCCAGCCGCCAGCAGGUGAUACCCAUCCCCGCAGUGUAAGAGGGCCCUGCAGUGACCCUAGCCACCAGCAGAGGGCGCCCGAGUCCGCCUUUUCAGAUGGCGCCGCAGCGGCGUGCGUGACGUGCGUGGCGGCCCGGCGCUGGAGUGCGUGGCGUGAGUUGUGGCGCUUGUGGGCAUGGCGUGCGUUGUGUCCAGGCGCCGGCGUGCGUGGCGUGCAUGGCUUGCGUGCCUGGCGUGCGUCCAUACGCCGGCGUGCAUGGCGUGCGUGGCUUGCGUGCGUCCAGACGCCGGCGUGCAUGGCGUGCGUGGCUUGCGUGCGUCCAGACGCCGGCGUGCGUGGCGUGCGUCGUGGCGCUUCCGUGCGUGGCGUGCGUCGCGGUGCCGGUGUGCGUGGCGUGCAUGGCGUCGCGGCAUUGGCGUGCCAGGGUCUUGCAGUGCUUCAAGCGGCCAGCAGGCGGCGUGCCGCCACUACACUGUGAGCAAGAGCGCCCUGCAGUGCGCCAGCCGCCAGCAGGUGAUACCCAUCCCCGCAGUGUAAGAGGGCCCUGCAGUGACCCUAGCCACCAGCAGAGGGCGCCUGAGUCCGCCUCUUCAGAUGGCGCCGCGGCGGCGUGCGUGACGUGCGUGGCGGCCCGGCGCUGGAGUGCGUGGCGUGAAUUGUGGCGCUUGUGGGCAGGGCGUGCGUGGUGUCCAGGCGCCGGCGUGCGUGGCGUGCAGGGCUUGCGUGCGUGGCGUGCGCCCAGACGCCGGCGUGCAUGGCGUGCGUGGCUUGCGUGCGUGGCGUGCGUCCAGACGCCGGCGUGCGUGGCGUGCGCCGUGGCGCUUCCGUGCGUGGCGUGCGUCGCGGUGCCGGUGUGCGUGGCGUCGCGGCAUUGGCGUGCCAGGGUCUUGCAGUGCCCCAGGCGGCCAGCAGGCGGCGUGCCGCCACUACACUGUGAGCAAGAGCGUCCUGCAGUGCCGCAGCCGCCAGCAGGUGAUACCCAUCAAGGCAGUGUAAGAGGGCCCUUCAGUGGCCCUAGCCGCCAGCAGGGGGCGCCCGAGCCCUCCUUUUCAAAUGGUGUCGUGGCGCCGGCGUGCGUGUCUUGCGGGUGUGCGUGGCGUCGCGGCGCCCCCCCCAGCGUGCUGAGUUGUGUUCUCCUUAGUGCACACCUGGGGGACACCGCGAGUGCGGAGCUGCGUUUUCCUCUGCACGGACCUACGCGGCACAGCCUCGCUUUGGGACUACUGUGGGCCGCGUCCACGGUAAUUCAGGACAGCCGGGCAGGGUGGACAUCCACCGAGAAACUGAGCAAGUGUCUGUGCUGAGCUCUGGCACCACCAGAGGGCGCACGAACCCACCCCGACCAACUUCCCUCUGAGGAGCCAGAAGCAGUGAGGAGCUUCCACCUCCUCAGGGCAGCACGAGGGUCGUGUCAAAAACACAUGGGCUAGUGGGCUCCAUGCCAGUUUGCAUUUGCAGAACGAUGGCCCUGAACACUUCUCCCUCAUUCCCACCGCCAGCACCUGCGCGAGGGCCCUGCAGUGCCCCCGGCUGCCAGCAGAGGGUGUGCGAGCCCUGCUUUUCUAAUCCCGGAGGCCACAGCGUCCUGCCCAUUUCCUCCGCACAGGCCCCUGCGGGUUCUCCUCAGCACAGACCAGGGGACACCCCUCACUUGGGGACACCUCGAACCCGCGUCCACAUAGAGAUGGAGUUUCACGAUGUUAGCCAGGCUGGUCUCAAACUCCUGACCUCAUGAUCCACCUGCUUUGGCCUCCCAAAGUGCUAGGAUUGCAGGCAUGAGCCACCACGCCCUGCAGCUGCAUGCUUCUUAUGAAAAUCUAAUGCCUGAUGAUCUAUCACAAUCUCCCAUUGCCCCCAGAGGGACCAUCUAGUUUCAGCAAAACUAGCUCAGGCUCUCACUGAUUCUGCAUUAUGGUGAGCUGUGGCAUGAAUCUCUCGGGCGAGAAGCAGCGGAGCCUCUCCCAGGCUAUGUACAGGAAGGCAGCUGUGUACCUGCUCGAUGACCCCCUGGUGGCUGUGGACGCCCACAUCAGGCAGGAUGGAAUGCAGUGGUGCAAUUUGAGCUGACUGCAACCUCUGCCUCCCAGUUUCAAGUGAUUCUUGUGCCUCAGUUUCCCAAGUAGCUGUGACUACAGGCACAGAUUCUCAUGACCCACACACUCCACAUCCUGCCCUAGGCUGAUUGGAUCGUGGUGCUGGCAGAUGGGGCCAUUGUAGAGAUGGGAUCCUACCAGGAGCUUCUGCACAAGAAGGGGGCCCUCAUGAGUCUUCUGGAUCAAGCCAGACAGCCAGGAGAGGAGAAGGAG
Molecule: messenger RNA, 2678 nt
Organism: Callithrix jacchus (white-tufted-ear marmoset)
Lineage: Eukaryota; Metazoa; Chordata; Mammalia; Primates; Cebidae
Source: RefSeq, a predicted model, not a curated record